UAUUAGAUAAAUAUUCAUUAAAACAUGUUCCAAAAAUGACCCCCAUAAAAUUGCCCAGCCGGGAAGUGUUUUCCUUGAACGGAAAAGAUAACACUGUUGCCACUCCACUGCCUUGGUAUCUUUUUGUACAGUUAUAUAUGGAGGAAUAUGCGGCUGAUAUCGACUCAAUCUCCAAAGCACAGACGCGAAUAAAGCCGUAUAUUCAUGUCACCCCUGUCCUGACUUCAGAUACCUUAAACACGGUGGCCGGCAAAUCUUUAUUUUUCAAGUGUGAAUGCUUUCAAAAGGGCGGAGCUUUUAAAUUCAGAGGUGCCUCAAAUGCCAUCUUUUCUCUCCACCACCAACAAGCAGCCAAGGGAGUCGUAACUCACAGCAGUGGUAAUCAUGCUGCAGCAUUGGCCUUGGCCGCGAAACUGCGAGGAAUCCCUGCAUAUAUAGUUAUACCAAAAAAUGCUCCUAAAUGCAAAGUUGAGAACGUGAGACGUUAUGGAGGUCAAAUUAUUUGGAGUGAGGCUAAUAUGCAAUCUAGAGAGGAAACAGCAAAUAAGGUAUUACACGAGACUGGUGCUGUUCUUGUUCAUCCGUAUAACGAUGGCCGUAUCAUAAGUGGCCAGGGUACUCUCUCACUCGAGUUUCUUGAUCAGGUCCCACAACUUGACACCCUAAUAGUUCCAAUAAGCGGUGGGGGUUUGAUAUCUGGUGUUGUUAUUGGAGCAAAGUCCAUUAAUCCUGCCAUACGGGUCCUGGCUGCUGAGCCUAAAGGAGCCGAUGACGCUGCACAAUCCAAAGCAUCUGGGAGAAUCAUAACCUUGGCUCAAACCAACACCAUUGCUGAUGGGCUUCGAGCUUCCCUGGGAGAUCUCACAUGGCCCAUUGUACGGGAUCUUGUAGACGGCAUAAUCACUGUGGAUGAUAAAGAGAUUGUUGAUGCUAUGAAAUUUUGUUAUGAGAUACUUAAGGUUGCAAUCGAGCCUAGUGGUGCUAUAGGUCUUGCUGCUGUUCUCUCCGAAGCGUUCAAACAAAAUUCUGCUUGGAAGGAUUCUCUUAACAUUGGGAUUGUGCUUUCCGGAGGUAAUGUGGACCUUGGUGCUCUUUGGGAAUCAUUGAAUACCUGAUAAUUCAGUUGUACUUGACCGAACUAUCUACUCUGUACCCUAAAACCUAAUUGCUCAAAUAUAAAAUCUAUCUUUUUGUAGUAAA
Messenger RNA from Erigeron canadensis, 1200 nucleotides. Its product is annotated as serine racemase. The transcript is spliced from 7 exons. Lineage: Eukaryota; Viridiplantae; Streptophyta; Magnoliopsida; Asterales; Asteraceae. Bases 36 to 1115 code for a protein of 359 amino acids. The record is from RefSeq and is a predicted model, not a curated record. Gene Ontology annotation, biological process: L-serine metabolic process; pyruvate biosynthetic process; D-serine biosynthetic process. Gene Ontology annotation, molecular function: magnesium ion binding; D-serine ammonia-lyase activity; L-serine ammonia-lyase activity.